This is a messenger RNA of Ipomoea nil (Japanese morning glory), 2407 nucleotides long. RefSeq lists its product as uncharacterized. Lineage: Eukaryota; Viridiplantae; Streptophyta; Magnoliopsida; Solanales; Convolvulaceae. The transcript is spliced from 6 exons. The record is from RefSeq and is a predicted model, not a curated record. Bases 17 to 2182 code for a protein of 721 amino acids. Gene Ontology annotation, biological process: intracellular signal transduction.
UUCACCAUCAGAAAAGAUGGAAGGAGAGAACUCUUUAGGAGAAAAAAAUUCAAAUUUUCAAUCUGUUGGGAAGAAUGUUAUUUCUGAGUUGCAAGAAGGGAACUCUGAGACUAAGGCACAUUCACCAUCAGAAAAGAUGGAAGGAGAGGUCAGUGUUCAUAGAGAAGAAGAAGUUCAAUUGCCAAAAGAGAAUAAACCAUUGAACACGAGUGAAAAGAUUUCUGGGCAGGCACUCGGUACAGAUGAGUUAAAUGGAAGAAGGGUUGUUGGAGAGGAUGAGGAUUCUGGAAAUCCCAGGGAAACAAACAAGAGCCUCGAAGGCAAUCUUUAUGAGAAGGAUAAGAUAGUAGAGCCUGUCCCUAAUGGAGCAGAGGCUCCCAAACCAGAAGUCAAUAGGAGUUCAUCAAUUCAUUCCCCUGGUCAAGACUUGGGGCAACAGGGAUCUUUGCCUGAAAAGGCAGGAUCUGUAAAGCAUUUUUUAAAGCUGAAGAGUGCAAUUGCAGUUGCUAGUGUUUUUCGUCGCCUUUCUGGGAAAAGCAAUGAUGGACAAGAUGCUCUGGGUGCAGAUGAGAAUAGUAGGAAUUGCAGCAGUUCUAAGGAGGUUAGACCUACUUCCAUUGAAACUGAGCAUCAAGAUGUCUCUCAGAAAAAUAGAGAUCAAUCUGGAUGGAGUGCCCUUAGAUUAAUUGGGAUAUUUAAUGAUGAUGACAAUGCUGAUGACAAAGUUGGAGAGAAAGAAAAGGCCAUAGAAGAAGCACUCCAACCAGUAGCGAUGAAAGGACAGAUUUUGUUGUACACAAGGUUUGAUUGCAACGACUGUAAGCAGUUAAGAAAGUUUCUAUACAAUAAAAGACUUCGAUAUAUUGAAAUCAAUAUUGAUGUGUACCCAAGUAGAAAGCUGGAACUGGAGAAGAUUGCUGGCUCCUCUGAUGUUCCUAGAGUGUUCUUUAAUGAAGUGCUUAUAGGUGGAUUGAGUGAAAUAAGAAGCUUAGAUGUGUCUGGGAAUCUUGCUGAGAAGAUUGAAUAUGUUGUUAGUGAGACACCAUCCUCUAAAGCACCUUUACCCCCUCUUUCAGGUGAAGAUGACUUGUCCAGUAGUGGUUCUAUUGAUGAGCUAGCACUUAUUGUUAGAAAAAUGAAAGACUCUAUUCCUGUAAGUGACCGCUUUUACAAAAUGCGGAGAUUCACCAAGUGUUUUCUGGGAUCAGAAGCAGUAGAUUUCCUGUCAGAAGAUCAAUACUUGGAAAGGGAAGAGGCUAUUGAAUUUGGUCGGAAACUGGCAAGCAACCUUUUCUUCCACCAUGUACUUGAUGAGAAUUUAUUUGAAGAUGGCAACCACCUGUACUGUUUCCUUGAUGAUGAUCCUUUGGUAUCUCAAUGCCAGAACAUUCCUAGGGGCAUAAUUGAAGUGAAGCCAAAACCCAUAGUAGAAAUUUCAUCCAGACUUAGAUUCUUAUCUUAUGCAAUUUUUGAAGCUUACACGUCAGAAGAUAGGAGGCAUGUUGACUAUAGAACCAUCCAUGGGAGUGAGGAAUUUGCAAGGUACUUGAGGAUCGUAGAGGAGCUUCAGAGAGUAGAUUUGUCUAAUAUGUCAAGAGAGGAAAAGCUUGCAUUCUUUAUUAAUCUCUACAAUAUGAUGACCAUUCAUGCAAUACUAGUAAUGGGGCAUCCCUCUGGAGCACUGCAGAGAAGGAGAUUGAGUGUGGAUUUCAAAUAUGUAAUUGGUGGGUGUACAUAUUCACUUUCAGAAAUUCACAAUGGUGUCUUGAGGGGCAACCAGAGGCCGCCUUACAAUCUAGUUAAGCCAUUUGGGGCUAAAGAUACGCGUUCUAUGAUUGCUCUUCCUUAUCCUGAGCCUCUAAUUCAUUUUGCUCUUGUUGGGGGUACACGAUCUGGGCCUGCUCUCCAAUGCUAUUCACCAGGAAAUAUAGACAAAGAAUUGAUGGAUGCUGCCCAUAAUUUCCUAAGAAGUGGAUUAAUUGUUGAUGUGCUUGCAAAGGUUGCAUAUGUUAGCAAGAUUUUGAAAUGGUACAGUGUAGAUUUUGGGAAGAAUGAACUUGAGGUCCUGAAACAUGCUGCAAACUACUUGGAACCUGCAGAAUCCCAAUCUUUGUUAGAGUUGCUUUCCACCACCCAGUUGAAUGUCAUAUAUCAGCCCUUUGAUUGGGGAUUGAACCACUAGCCCUUAUUGCCUUGGAACUUCAUUUGCCAUUUUGGUACUCCAAAUGAAAACCUAUAUUGUACUUAUGGAGUGGUUUAUUUACAUAGUCCUUGUGGAAAGAACUUUGAUAUCCUCAUCACUAAUAUGAAUUUAGAUCUUGCAUUUUCCAAAUGUGAAUGUACAUCCUACGCAAAUCAAAUGUAAAAAGCUUUCGAAUGAUUAAAGUAUCUCAAUAUCUCAUAACUA